This is a messenger RNA of Schizosaccharomyces cryophilus OY26, 2153 nucleotides long. Its product is annotated as sterol 14-demethylase. The transcript has a single exon. NCBI's taxonomy places the organism in Eukaryota, Fungi, Ascomycota, Schizosaccharomycetes, Schizosaccharomycetales, Schizosaccharomycetaceae. Bases 417 to 1910 code for a protein of 497 amino acids. Gene Ontology annotation, molecular function: iron ion binding; oxidoreductase activity, acting on paired donors, with incorporation or reduction of molecular oxygen; heme binding. The record is from RefSeq and is a predicted model, not a curated record. Gene Ontology annotation, biological process: ergosterol biosynthetic process.
CACUACCAUCACCUAUUAAGGACUUAGGGGGUACAAAAUAACUUAAACCAAGUACUUUUUUUUCGAGUUUGGUUUGGAAUUUAUUUCUUUUAAUACGUAUUUAAAAGGAGAAUUUGGACAUUUAUUCUCUGCCUGGAAAUUCAAUCCAGUUGACGUUCUUUUCAUUAUAUCUUGUUUCUUUCUCCACGAGGAUAAAUUUUGUUCUUUAAACUUUGUUCUUUUCUAACAAUUAUAUCACUGUGAGGCUAGAAUUUUUGUUUUGUGACCCACAUUGCUUCGUACAUUAUUGAAAAUCACUUUAGAGCGUGAUCACCAGUUUUCCAUUGGUAUAAUCACUUCCCUAGCUUAAUUUUCUUUUUCUUUUUCUUACUUCAAGUCCUUUAGCGCUUUUUUAUAUACACCCCGUCUCUAAAAUUAUGGCUGUCUCUUUGCUCCCCCUCGUAUUGUCUGGUGUUUUGGCCUGGUACGUAGGUUAUAUCCUUAAUCAAAUUACCAACCGCAAUCCCAAGCGCCCUCCCAUUGUCUUCCAUUGGGUACCAUUCCUCGGUUCUGCUGCCUCCUAUGGUAUUGAUCCUUAUGCCUUCUUCCAUGAAUGUCGCCAAAAGUAUGGUGAUGUCUUUACUUUUGUUUGUAUGGGUAGAAAAAUUACCGCUUACCUUGGCGUCAGGGGUAAUGACUUCCUUUUCAACGGCAAGCUCGCGGACUUGAGUGCGGAAGAGGCUUACUCUCAUUUAACUACUCCUGUCUUUGGUAAAGACGUCGUCUACGAUGUUCCUAACCAUGUCCUUAUGGAACAUAAAAAGUUUAUCAAGUCCGGUCUUGGUUUUUCUCAGUUCCGCUCUUAUGUUCCUCUUAUCCUUGGCGAAAUGGAUGCUUUCCUCAAUGCUUCUCCUGAUUUCGGUCCCGGUAAGGAAGGUGUCGCCGACUUGCUUAAAAGUAUGCCCGUGAUGACCAUUUACACUGCUUCUCGUACCUUACAAGGUGCGGAAGUUCGUAAAGGCUUUGAUGCUGGGUUUGCGGAUUUAUACCAUGACCUUGAUCAAGGUUUCAGCCCUAUUAACUUUGUCUUCCCUUGGCUUCCUCUACCCAGAAACAGACGCCGCGAUAGAGCUCAUAAAAUUAUGCAACAAACUUAUCUUAACAUUAUUAAGCAGCGUCGUUCAAGCACUGAAAACCCUGGUACUGAUAUGAUCUGGACAUUGAUGAAUUCCAAGUACAGAGAUGGUCACCCUCUUAAAGAGCACGAAAUUGCUAAUAUGAUGAUUGCUCUUCUUAUGGCUGGUCAACACACUUCUGCUGCCACGAUUAUGUGGGCACUUACUUUACUUGGUAGCAAGCCUGAAGUUAUUGAGAUGCUCUAUGAGGAACAAAAGCGUGUGUUGGGCGAAGGUGAAAACUUUCAUGUUGACUUUGACAAGUACAAAGACUUGCCUUUGUUGAACUAUGUUAUCCGUGAAACUCUCCGUCUCCAUCCUCCUAUUCAUAGUAUCAUGCGUAAGGUGAAGCGCGAUUUACCUGUGCCUGAUUCUAAGGUGGUCAUUCCUGCUGGUACCCAUUUACUUGCCGCUCCUGGAUAUUCCGCUACUCACGAAGAUUUCUUUUCUCGCGCUAAAGAAUUUUGCCCCGAGCGCUGGGGUGAACGUCCUGAUGACGAGGAGAAUGCUGAACAAAUAGAUUACGGAUAUGGCCUUGUUACCAAAGGUGCCUCUUCUCCUUAUCUCCCGUUUGGCGCUGGUCGUCAUCGUUGUAUUGGUGAACAAUUUGCUACUAUGCAUUUGAGUACUCUUAUUAGCAAAUUUGUUCAUGAUUACACUUGGACAACCGUUUUAAAGGUACCUGAAGUAGACUACUCUUCCAUGGUUGCCCUCCCCUUGGCUCCUGUCAAAAUAGCCUGGAAGCGCCGUGAUUGAUUUUUUACGUUCGUUUCAUCAACUCGAAAAAGCCCUAGAUACUCUGUUUUUAGUUUCUUGCCUUUUAGGAUAUUGAUAAUGUUUCUUUAUGUUAAACAACUUUUUGUUGAUGAAGAUGCUCUCACAUGAUGGAUGCAUUGCGUCUUCUAUUACCUCUCACAGUAAUUGUAAAACGACUAUAAACUUUUUAUACAGACUAUUAAGCGUUAACCCCGUAUUCAAUAUUCAUUGCGUAGAGCCCAU